AAGUCAGAGUCAGCUGUUAUCAAGCGGCCUGACUCACGCUGGGCCGCGGGGGAGGAUAAGACAAGGGUUCAGGGUCUCGUGUGGUCUCGUGCCUCUACGUGCCGCCUCUGCCGCCCAUAAUUAGACCCUGUGGAGGCAGCACAAGAAGGAAACAUCACUCGGGGCGCCGCGGAACACAGUGAACACGAUGAGAGGACUGGCGGUGAUGGUGGUGGUGGUGGGCGUACUGGGAGCUGCUUCCGCCCUCCCCUCCAGAGUCCUUACCAACCCUGAGGUCAACCCAGGGUGUGACGUGGAUUGCGAGGAGCCAUGGGUGGUGAUGACAGCAGGCAUGACCACCGACAGCACCUUAUUCCACCUCUGGGGUGCCAAGGAGGCCCUGAGUUUCCUUGUGGUGGCAGCAACGGGUGGACUAGAUGCAAACAUUACCGUGGACUGGGCUGCCCUCCGUAAUGGGUCCGCGGGCUCCAUCACGUUCCCUAGCAAGCCGUCUCAUGUGUUUGGCUUUGUGAUUCCUAGUCUUAUCCUGUACAACGAUGCGGAUGAUGCCGGAGCCUUUAAAAACCAGAAUGAAUCGGUAAGGGUGCCAGUGUCGGACUUCACCUGGAGCGCACAGACACUGCCCGAAUCUGACCAUGAGGCGGCGGUACUCCUGCAGACCACUCACUUCCAAGGCAACGUCCUCCCCAACGACACAAGGCUACUGAUACAGGUGGCAGCGUACGGUGAGGACGGCCGGAGCACUGUCUUGCCCCACCUCCUGCGCACCCCAGACUCGGCCCAGCUUGAUCUCGUCCUCGACAACUUCAACCUCAACAUCAGUGAGGAGACUCAGACGUGGAAGGAGGCUCGCUGGGGCAUGGACGUGGUGGUGUUCAGCUCCGAGCAUAACACAACCGAGGAGGAUGCUGAAAUUAAGUUCCUCACCCAGAAGUCCCUUGACGAUGAGCACACUCCCGGGGUCUUCAACCUGGACCAAAUAAGCACCACUGGAGCACGGACCGGGGCCAAGGGUGGGGGAUACCUGCAGUGGCGUCCUGUUAGUUACCUCACUUCAGACAGAGACAUCAACGAGGCCACCACCCCAAACAUCAACACCUCCCUGCCCCAACUUGACAGCCUCACGGACCCCCUCAAGGCAUCACUGGCCUAUGCCGUACUGGGGGAUAAUUUGACACUACCCGGAGGUGCAGUCACCACGGUCAUCAGCUUCGGGCAGUCCAAAGAUAAAUUCUACACUGCCGAGAACUACACUACCUGGACGGUGGCGCUGGGUGAGGGUUCGCCCCCUGAGGAGACGUUCUCGACCCUGAUAGUGGUGAUCAUCUGCAUCGGCGUGGCGCUCCCAACCAUCAUGCUCCUGGGCGGCUGUGUGGCGUUGGGUGUUCGCCGCUACCGCCGCCGCUCAGCCAAUAGCCUCCUCGCGCACCAGGAGUGAGAGAUGAGACGUCCGUGUUCUUGAUAAUUGAGGUAGAAUGUGAUGAAGGAAAAAGACACACACACACACACACACACACACACACACACACACACUCCCCUCUUCUCUACCUUUCCAUUCAACAGUGUUCCAUUUUUUACUUCCUCUCUAUUCUACUUCCCUUCCUUCCUCUUCCUCUCCUCCCCACACUCACACACAUUCACCUCUCCUCUACUUUUCCCUUUCCUUUCCAUUCAACAGCUUUCCUCUAACGUCCUCUCUGCCCUACUUCCCUUCUUUUCUCUCUUUUUCCCCCCCACACACACAUACAUUCACCUCUCCUCUACUUUUCCCUUGCUCUCUCCUUUCCCUUUAACAGUAUUCCAUUUCUCACCUCCUCUCCUUCUUUACUUCCCUUCUUUCCUCUCACACACACACACACACACACACACACACACACACACACACACACACACACACAUUCCAUUUAAGUCAGUAGAAUUUAGUUAUUUUUAUGCCCUCGUAGAUAUUCUUACUUUUAAUAGUUUUUAGUCGUAUUAUUGGAGUUUACUUUUGAGUCAGUGUUUGCGGUUCAGAGCCAGUCAGGUUUUUAUACAGGGAACAUCGAUUUCUUGGUAUGAGUUCAAUGUUAUCGAUUUAAUUCAGCAUUCACAAUUAUAAAUAUCAGAGUUUUUAUGCAAGUAUUUUAAGGCUAAUUGAAUGUGAUGGCAGGAUAGUUUCACACCAUGACCACAAUGUUCUGUUUUUAUAACCACUACCUUGCUAAUGGCGUAGAACCUCAUCAGUUUAAUUUGGCAUCCACAACUAUGAAUACGAUAAUUUUAAUGCGAUUUUUUAAGGGUACUUGAAUGUGAUGGCAGGAUAGUUUCACACCACAACCAUGCUAUUCUAUUUUUAUAACCACUACCUUCCAUAUACCAUAGAAGAAAGUAUAAAUUCAUCUAUAAAUUAACACACAUUCAACUCUUCUAAAUGCUUUGUUAUGAGACUGUUGAAUGUUAAAGUUUGCAAAAUCUAUACUCGGUACCAUAUCCCUAAUAAAUGCCAAAAUUGUAGGUAAGGUCAAGUAUAUUUUAUUGAAAGUUUACAGAGUUUAUAGUUGGUACCACAUCCCUAAUAAAUGCCAAAGUAGUAGGUUAGGUCAAGUAUAUUUUAUUGAAAGUUGAACAAUGCAGAAGAACACCUCAGACAGCAUGCACACUCAUCUCCUUUGUGCACACUGUUAUUGAGCUCAUGUUCCUGACGGCCUGGCGGACUGCAAAGGGUGGAACUUAUUUGUAACUGGAAGCCGUGCUCGUGUAUCAAUUACCUCAACCUCUCCCUGCCCCGCCAGACACACUCCCACGACUCUUUUAUUGUGUUCUCUCACCCCCCACCCCAACCGUCACCUCCAACCUCUAAAUUCCACCCCCAGUCCACAGCCUCCUUCCCCAACCCCACCACCCUUCACCUCAACUCAUAAUCUCUACCUCCAAUUUCACUUCCAACUUAAUCCCACAAUCUUUAACCCCGAACCCCAACCAUCACCUCCAACCUCUAAAUUCCACCCCCACUCCACAACCUUCUUCCCCAACUCUACCACUGCGAUUGGCACGGAUUUGGCUUUCACUGGUAGCCUGGUAACAUAUACUCCCAGGUCUUUCUCUGCCUCUGUGGUGGAUAGUGGAGUGUUUCCCAUGUGGUAUUGGUAUGCUGGGUAUCCCCUCCCAAGGUGCAGGACUUUACAUUUUUUCUUCAUUGAGUUGUAGCAGCCACUUUUUGUUCCAUUCCUGUAGCUUGGUGAUGUCUUCUUGUAGGAAAUCCGCAGUCAGGGGGUUAAAUAACAUUAGAAAUCAUGAUGUACGUCAGUUUACUGUGAUGAAGUGCUUUGUGUUAAUCUCAAGCAACAACACUGCAUUUUAAGACUUAUUUAAUGCAGCCUCUCAGGGAAUCGAUGUUUUGUUGUACAUUUACCUGAGUAGAAGGCACUGUGUUAAUUUUAGAGUAUCAAGUUUUUACUGAAGGCUGCAUAAUUUAGCACCUGACCUAAUUUUAUGAGUGAAAUUGAUAUAUAAAUACUCAUAAUAUAUAUUGUAUGUGGGGAUUUUCUGUAGUUUUAAAAAGAAGAUAUGCAUUAUACAUAUUUAUUGUAGGUUGAGAAAAUUUUAUGCGUGAGUGCUUAGUUAUAUUUAUCAACCUGUCUUUCUACAUGUCAGUAUUUUAUCUACCGAUCUAUAUGUAACUUAGCCUCUCUGUCUGUCUCUCUAUCCUUUUUUUUUAUAUAUAUUAUUUAUACAAUAUUCAAUGCAAAUUCGAAUUAAAAUAUGUAAUUAUCAGUAUUUAUUAAAUGUGGACAUGUGUAGAACUAAUAAGCUAAAUCAACAUUCUCUAAUAUAGUGCAGUGCAUAAUUUUGCAUUUCGGACUAUGAGUGAAUAAAAAAUGUAUCAUAAUUGAUACAUUUAAUUGCACUAACAUCUCCAAGUCAUUGAGAAAUCUUGCAAGUCCUCGUAGUGUCUCCCACACACACACACACACACACACCACCACCACCACCACCACCACCACCACCACCACCACCACACACACACACACACCACCACCACCACCACCACCACCACACACACACACACACACACCACCAAGGCUACAAACAGCGCCGUGCUGCCCGCGCCAUGACGAUUUCUCUUUGAACUGGUAAUUACAUAGUGGUUAUUCUGGCCAGAACACUUGAUUUGCAUUGAAUGUUGUAAAAAGUUCAUCAUGUGAAGAUUUUAACGAUGUUUUGUUCAGCAUAGAUGCCUUAUAUCAGUGCAAAAGUUUCAUGUUACAAUUUGUAGCAGUUUUUCAAAUCCAAAAGUUUUAUUAUAAAGGAAUGCAUUUGACAUGACUCAGAAAUAAGUAGUAUGGGUAUCAUUUAUUAUAACAGCGGUGUAGUCCAGACAAUAAGCUCACUUAGCUCAGCCGGAGAAGGGCGAGGAGCUCACGACACUAAUAUACUGUAUAUUUGAAACACAUGGAGGGCUACUGCUGUGGUUUGAAAAGAGAGCCUGCAGUGAACAGUGGCCUCAGUGAUGUUGGUUGUUGAAUAAAAAUAUUUUCCUAU
Messenger RNA from Eriocheir sinensis (Chinese mitten crab), 4521 nucleotides. RefSeq names its product glycosylated lysosomal membrane protein-like. Bases 188 to 1438 code for a protein of 416 amino acids. The record is from RefSeq and is a predicted model, not a curated record. The transcript has 7 exons. Gene Ontology annotation, cellular component: lysosome. NCBI's taxonomy places the organism in Eukaryota, Metazoa, Arthropoda, Malacostraca, Decapoda, Varunidae.